UCUUAGUGAACAAGAUUGACUUCUCUAUAAGUAGACUUCCAAAGCUAAGAAUAGCAAAAUAAAGUUCAAACAGUAGUACCAUAUACAUAGACACAAAAUGUCUGAAGUGAAGUUGUUUGGAGCUUGGUUUAGCCCUUAUGUGAGGAGAGUGGAAAUGUCCCUCAAAUUGAAGGGUGUGGAAUAUGAAUAUAUCGAAGAAGAUCUCAAGAACAAAUCACCUCUUCUUCUACAAUACAAUCCAAUAACCAAGCUAGUGCCUGUUUUAGUUCACAAUGGCAAACCCAUUUUUGAGUCCAGUGUGAUUCUUGAAUACAUCGAUGAGACAUGGGAAGGUCCCUCUGUCUUUCCCAAAGACCCCUACGACCGUGCCAUGUCGCGUUUCUGGGCAAAGUUUGUCGAGGAUAAGUGCUCGGAUCCGUUGUGGAAAGCGUGUUGGAGCGCGGGAGAGGAGAGGGAGAAGGCAGCCAAGGAAGCCGAAGAAGGCUUCAAGAUUCUAGAGAAUGAAAUCAAGGACAAGAAAUUCUUCGGAGGCGACAACAUUGGACUGGUAGAUUUGGUUGCCAAUUUUGUUGCACUUUGGGCUCCAAUUCUUCAGGAUGUGGUUGGAUUCCACCUUUUGACACAAGAUAAGUUUCCUAAUAUAAGCAAAUGGGCUGAUGAGUUUUGCAAGGAUAGCUUUGUUGAGAAAAAUAUGCCUGAGAAGGAGAAAGUGAAAUUGUGGUUGAAGAUGGCUCUUGAGACUGGUAGUCUCUACUAAAGAGUGACUUCAAUAUUGCAGUGUCUGUAUCGUUUAUUUAUGAGUAAGAUAGUAAUGAAAAUAGUGUCUUAUCUAUGUGUGGUUCUGUUCGAAUAAGACAUUGUGUGAUGUUAAAGUUUGGAAUUUGUUGGAGGGCAUAUGUUUUCGUCAUUA
Salvia splendens (bonfire salvia) is the source of this 910-nucleotide messenger RNA. Its product is annotated as probable glutathione S-transferase. The transcript has 3 exons. Gene Ontology annotation, biological process: glutathione metabolic process. NCBI's taxonomy places the organism in Eukaryota, Viridiplantae, Streptophyta, Magnoliopsida, Lamiales, Lamiaceae. The record is from RefSeq and is a predicted model, not a curated record. Gene Ontology annotation, cellular component: cytoplasm. Gene Ontology annotation, molecular function: glutathione transferase activity. Bases 98 to 757 code for a protein of 219 amino acids.